This is a messenger RNA of Vigna radiata var. radiata (mung bean), 648 nucleotides long. Its product is annotated as 60S ribosomal protein L37-3-like. NCBI's taxonomy places the organism in Eukaryota, Viridiplantae, Streptophyta, Magnoliopsida, Fabales, Fabaceae. Gene Ontology annotation, biological process: translation. The transcript is spliced from 4 exons. The record is from RefSeq and is a predicted model, not a curated record. Gene Ontology annotation, molecular function: structural constituent of ribosome; RNA binding. Bases 123 to 410 code for a protein of 95 amino acids. Gene Ontology annotation, cellular component: cytosolic large ribosomal subunit; ribosome.
AAAAAAUCUCACUCACAGAGCCGAUACAUACAUAAAUUCUCUACAGUGCAGCAAUUAGGUUAGGUUUCAUAUAAAUUCUCUCCUUUCGUAGCAGUUGGGUUUCUGCUCUGCGUCUACCAUCAAUGGGGAAGGGAACAGGGAGUUUCGGUAAGAGGAGGAACAAGACCCACACCCUCUGUGUCAGAUGCGGACGUCGCAGCUUUCACCUCCAGAAGAGUCGCUGUGCUGCGUGUGCUUUCCCAGCAGCACGCACUAGAAAAUAUAACUGGAGCGUCAAGGCCAUUAGGAGAAAGACCACUGGAACUGGAAGAAUGAGGUACCUGCGUCACGUGCCUCGCAGAUUCAAGAGCGGCUUCAGAGAGGGUACCGAAGCUGCACCCAGGAAGAGAGGAACAGCUACCACUGCCUAAGCUGUCGAAAGUAGCAAUUUUUUUGGAUCAAUGAAUUGUAGGAGUUUAGGCUUCUGUGCCCUGUGAAACAAUUUUUUUUUUUUCUGUGGUUUUGAUCUCAUUUGAUAUAUAUGGGCUUGUAUUUCAAUUUGAGUAUGGUAAGGUGUUUUGAUUUGAUAGUGUUUUACGUCUAUACUUUAGUUUUCAAUUCAGACCUUAAUUUUGGAUUAAUUGUUGGCAAUGAAUUAUUUUAUGUUUA